UGAAGACCCCCGGACGGCCACAAGUACUGCCGUACUGAUCAUCAUCUCCGUCGACGUCUCUUCUCUCUUACUUGGAUUCUAACUUUGGAUCAAGAACUCCAUCAAAGAGAAAUCUAGAGCAGUUAUAUUAUUUUUACCUAAAACAUGAAACACGGCCUGCCUUUCUCAAUUACCACAUUGUUCGUACUUUCCUGUGCUUUGGCUGUUUUGAUCUGCACCACAGAGGCUGCCAUUGAGCUACCAAGCAACGAGACAAUUCCAGCAGUCAUUAUGUUUGGAGACUCUAUCGUUGAUACGGGUAACAACAACGAUCUCAUGUCACUCACAAAAUGCAAUUUCCCCCCCUAUGGCAGGGAGUUCAAGGGAGGAAUUCCAACCGGAAGAUUUUCCAAUGGCAAAGUUCCCUCAGACUUCCUAGUGGAAGAACUUGGAAUUAAAGAGCUCCUACCAGCAUUUAGGGACCCAACUUUGCAGCCUAAAGAUCUCCUAACAGGUGUAAGUUUUGCUUCAGGUGGCGCAGGAUAUGAUCCAUUGACCUCAAAUAUGGCGUCUGUGAUACCACUAUCCCAGCAGCUACAAGACUUCCAGCAAUAUAGAAGGAAGCUGGAAGGAAUUGUUGGAGAAGAGAGGACAAACUUCAUAUUAGCCAAGAGUCUCACCUUCCUCGUAGCAAGCAGCAACGACAUUGGCAAUACCUAUUUUACUACUGGAAUUAGGAAAUUGCAAUAUGAUGUCCCUUCUUACACUGAUCUUUUGGUCAAUUUGGCUUCUAACUUUGUCAAGGAAUUGUAUGGAAUGGGAUCGAGAAGGAUUGGUGUUUUGGGCGCACCACCAGUAGGAUGUGUGCCAUCGGUGAGAACUUUGGUUGGGGGCCUAGGAAAAGAGUGUGCAGAGGAGCCCAACCAAGCUGCAAAAAUGUUCAAUGCCAAACUUGCUGCAGAGCUGCGUCGCCUUAGCAACAAUCUCCCUCACGCAAGGGUGGUUUACAUUGAUGUAUACAGCCCUUUGCUUGAUCUAAUAAAAAACUCGAACAAAUACGGCUUUGAAAUUGCAGAUAGAGGGUGCUGUGGUACUGGGACUGUAGAGUUAUCAAUACUAUGUAGCCAAUUGGACCCCCACACCUGUAAAGAUGACUCCAAGUAUGUUUUUUUCGACAGUUAUCAUCCCACAGAAAAAGCAUACAAGACACUUGCCAAUCAGCUCCUCGGAAAAUAUGUCAACAGUCUGCUUUGAGAUUGUCAAUUGUAUUUCUUCCUGAUACUCUUUUAUUCCCCCACAUAUGCCAGUGUUAUCUGUAAUGUGUAAUUGUUUCUGCUGAUUUACACAUUUCAGCCAUACUUGUAUCCGUGUGUUUAUGACCAUUUGGCAAUUGGACAAGAUCUAUUUUUAAAAUUUAGAAAUUCUCUUUUUCCA
This is a messenger RNA of Carya illinoinensis, 1413 nucleotides long. RefSeq names its product GDSL esterase/lipase EXL3-like. Gene Ontology annotation, biological process: lipid metabolic process. The coding region runs from base 145 to 1233 and encodes 362 amino acids. The transcript has 5 exons. Lineage: Eukaryota; Viridiplantae; Streptophyta; Magnoliopsida; Fagales; Juglandaceae. Gene Ontology annotation, cellular component: extracellular region. Gene Ontology annotation, molecular function: lipase activity. The record is from RefSeq and is a predicted model, not a curated record.